AUGCCGAAAGCACCGGUAUAUUUCUUCAGCCAUGGAGGACCGAAUGUCCAAUACGACACCGAACACCCCGCCUACUCUGUUCUCCAAGCCAUCGGCAAGGAGAUCACUCAGAAGGUCAAACCCAAGGCGCUUGUAGUAUUCUCGGCUCACUGGCAGGCCGAGCCCAACGAGAUCAACCUCAACAACGCCGAGGACACCGACCUUAUUUAUGACUUCUACGGCUUCCCACCAAAGUUCUAUGAAGCCACCUUCCCCAGCAAAGGCAGUCCCGCGCUGGCCUCACGGAUCCUCACCCUACUCUCCGACGCGGGAAUCCAGGCCAAGGGUCUGAAGCGUGGCCUCGAUCAUGGCGUCUUCUCGGGCUUCAACGUCGCCUUCAGCCCCGCAGAGAACCCGCUCACCGUCCCGCUGGUCCAGGUCUCGCUCUUCAACAACGAAGACCCGGACGCCCACUACCGCCUCGGACAGGCCGUCGCCUCGCUCCGAGACGAGAACAUCGUCAUCAUCGGCACCGGCAUGACGGUGCACAACCUCCGCGACUUCCGCAUUGCUCGUGGCCAAUCCACGCCUCUGCCCUACGUGGCGUCGUUCGACAACGCUCUGAAGGAGGCUGUCGAGGCGGAUCCAGGCGUUAGACAGGAGAGGAUGGCGGCCGUGUCCAAAAGGCCGGAUGCCAGGCAAGCACACCCAUGGAUGGAUCAUCUCAUGCCGGUGUAUGUGGCGGCCGGCGCGGCAGGAGAGGAUAAGGGAACGCAGACCUGGACGAUGCACGAGGCAUGCAUGGCGUGGGCGCAAUACCGAUUUGGGGACGUUCCUGCGUGA
Molecule: messenger RNA, 822 nt
Organism: Chaetomium globosum CBS 148.51
Lineage: Eukaryota; Fungi; Ascomycota; Sordariomycetes; Sordariales; Chaetomiaceae
Exons: 3
Coding region: 1-822 (273 amino acids)
Molecular function (GO): ferrous iron binding; zinc ion binding; oxidoreductase activity, acting on single donors with incorporation of molecular oxygen
Source: RefSeq, a predicted model, not a curated record